Molecule: messenger RNA, 1117 nt
Organism: Procambarus clarkii (red swamp crayfish)
Lineage: Eukaryota; Metazoa; Arthropoda; Malacostraca; Decapoda; Cambaridae
Source: RefSeq, a predicted model, not a curated record
AUGGUGGAUAGGGUAGAAGACUUGAAGUUGGGCAAGGUAGAUUUACAUGGACGUGGGUAUGGAAGGUGUGACCAAGAUCUACCCCCACAAACUCAACUGACUAAGGCAGGUGUGACCAAGAUCUACCCCCCACAAACUCAACUGACUAAGGCAGGUGUGGCCAAGAUCUACCCCCCACAAACUCAACUGACUAAGGCAGGUGUGACCAAGAUCUACCCCCCACAAACUCAACUGACUAAGGCAGGUGUGACCAAGAUCUACCCCCCACAAACUCAACUGACUAAGGCAGGAACAAUGCAAGGUGUUGCAAUCACUGAUAUUAAGAACGCAUUCUUGCCUACGGAGUCCCCACCCACAGCCAGACAAGCAGUGCGUGAAGGGUUGUGUACAAAUCUCUGUGUUUUCAGAAAUGAUUUCUGUCGAUUUGAUUUUGAUGUCAUGGUGAAGGUUGAUGUCGUUGUUGCUCUAGCCAUGGUGGGUGUGGUGGUGGGUGUCCCGCCCCACUACGGUUACUCCCCCGCCCCGACCUACACCCCCACUCCAUCCUACACCCCAGCUCCCUCCUAUCACCCUGCUUCAUCCUACCGCCCGGCUCCAUCCUACAGGCCAGCUCCAUCCUACCACCCGACUCCAUCCUAUGAUGCUCCUCCUAAGUACGACUUUAAUUACGCCGUGAAGGACGACUACUCCGGCAACGACUUUGGCCACCAGGAGGGUCGUGACGGCUACAACACCCAGGGGUCGUACUAUGUACAGCUUCCCGACGGUCGUCUGCAGCAGGUGACCUACACAGUCAAUGGUGACUCUGGCUACGUGGCUGAGGUCACUUACCAGGGAGAGGCCCAGUACCCUCACUACCAACCAUCCUACCAUCCUGCUCCAUCCUAUAAGCCAGCUCCAUCCUACCAUCCUGCUCCAUCCUACAAGCCAGCUCCAUCCUACACUCCUACUCCAUCCUACACUCCUACUCCAUCCUAUUCACCUGAACCUCUUUACCGACCUUCUCCAAGCUACGAUCCUGCUCCUGUCUAUGGAUAACCAAUAAUUGACCGAAAAUAUACAUCUACUAUAUUUAUAUUAUACCCCCUAUAUUUUAUCAAUAAAUAUAUAAAGGUUA